UACGUCCAUUGACGAUGUUUGCUCGCUCUCAGCCAUUUGUGGUCACUCAUUUCAAUCUAGUUCUUUCUCCUUAUUCUUUGUCUUUCUUUCUCUCUCUCUCUCAUUCUUUCUAUUUAUGUUUCUUUUUUUGGUUGGGUUAAUUGCAUAGUCUCUGCUUGGUUUGAAUGAGCGAUGUGAUAACGACGUGGGCAAGGGCGGAACCGAUGUGAUUGAUCGAUCUCGUUUCGAAAGAAACCCUUGUAUUUUAUUCCGAGGAAAAACAAUUCGAACAGGUGGGCUUGCUAGGUGUGCGGCAAUCUUUGUUCCGGCCACCAAAACAACACACCGUUCUCUUCUGUUUGUUCCCCCACAAAAGGUAAAGAAGAGGUUGAAAGUUACAAGACGCCUUUCAGUCAGACUCGAUCCGCCAUCAAAGCAUCGUUUCAACCGUCUUCCUUUUUCCCCCUUCCCCCCUUACCGGCCCUGGAUGAUCGACAGUCGAUCCGAUUAACACGUUGUGCGAUGGUCAUGGAUGGCUGUCAAUUGAUCGGGCUGCUCAUUCUUUGCCUACUGAUGGCCACGCCUGCUGUCUCCAUCAACUGGAUAGGUUUACACAGACACUGGGAUAGUGAGUUUUGGAAUUGGACUACGCUCAAUUCGUCCAGUCGCCAGAUUAACAACAUCAAAUCGACUUGCUGGUCGGCCGUCCGUCAGAAACUGUUGACCAAGGAGCAAGUUAAAGUGUGCCUCCAGCAGCCAGCUACGAUGCUCUCCGUUUGGGAGGCGGGCCAAUCCAGCAGUCAAGCCUGUCGGCAAGCCUUCGCCGAGCGCAGAUGGAACUGUAGCUCGAUCGACUUCCUCCCACGGAAGGCACCCGAUCUAUCUCACGGAACCAGGGAACAAGCUUGGGUGUAUGCGCUCACUUCGGCUGCACUGACUCGUGCAGUUGCACGAGGUUGUUCUUCGGGAAUUUUGAAGCAGUGCGCCUGCGGCUCGUUCCCGCGCCACCCUCCCGAUGGUCAAUUCAAGUGGGGAGGUUGCGGUGAUGACAUCAAAUAUGCUAAACAGUUCGCCAAAUCAUUUACGGAUGCAUCCCUGAAACGAGUAAAUCGCAAAGCGGCAACGAAUCUUUUGCGCGUUUCCGACCACAGCGAAUCACUGGGCGGACAUUCGGGUUCUGCUGUCCAGCACUGGAAAAAACCUCACGUCAUUUCCGCUGUGAACAUGCACAACAACCGCGUCGGUCGUAAAGUGGCCGAGCAAAGUCUACAGACGCAAUGCAAAUGCCACGGCGUUUCUGGUUCGUGUCAAAUUAAAACCUGCUGGCGAUCGCUGCCACCUGUUGGGGAAAUAGCCAGUCGAAUGAAAACGCUGUACGGAUUGGCUGUGGAAGUUACGCCUCGUCGACCAAACGACAUGCGCCGCCGGAGUGCCGUAGCUUCCGGAAGACUGGCCAUGUUGACGGCAAUCCAGCAUCAUCAUCCGCAGGCCCCUCCUAACUUGAUGGCAUCAACGGCCGUUCGAGACGGCGGUUUCAACGAGCAAGACCUUAUCUACAUCACUAAAUCACCUGACUUUUGUCGGCCGGAUAAACAAUCAGGCAGUUUGGGUACGGCCGGAAGGAUGUGCAACGCAACCCACGAAAGUAGCAGCGGGAGUUGCGCUUCCCUGUGUUGUGGGCGUGGUUACAUCACCGUUAUCCGUGAACAAGUCGAACGAUGCAAUUGCAAAUACAUUUGGUGCUGCACGCAGGUUCGCUGUAAAACGUGUCGACGUCAAGUCGAAAUGCACAUGUGCAAGUAGAUUCGACAUCAGAUCAUUGAACAUCACCAACCGAAAAUCCCAAGAAUUUUAAUUGUUUUUACUAAAACUGAUGUAUUUUUUUCCUGUUUAUUAAUUGAUUCCUGAAAUGUGUAUGUUGUAUCUUUAAAGAGUUUAUUUCAUUAUGUUCAGUACUUAUGCAGUAUUAAAUUGAUUAAAUAAU
Daphnia pulex (common water flea) is the source of this 1963-nucleotide messenger RNA. Its product is annotated as protein Wnt-11b-2-like. The record is from RefSeq and is a predicted model, not a curated record. Gene Ontology annotation, cellular component: extracellular region. The transcript is spliced from 8 exons. Gene Ontology annotation, biological process: neuron differentiation; multicellular organism development; canonical Wnt signaling pathway. Bases 502 to 1782 code for a protein of 426 amino acids. NCBI's taxonomy places the organism in Eukaryota, Metazoa, Arthropoda, Branchiopoda, Diplostraca, Daphniidae. Gene Ontology annotation, molecular function: frizzled binding; cytokine activity.